AGCCAGCAACAAGGCAACAUCGCAACAUAUUUUCUUCACACACAUUGCGAAAUACAAAAAUUUACGUUUAAAAUGGAAUACACAAGCAAGACACAAAUCUACCAGAAGGUGAAGAAGCCACUCUUGGAACGUCAGCGUCGUGCACGCAUCAACAAGUGCUUGGACACACUGAAGACACUUGUCGCCGAGCUGCGCGGUGAUGAUGGCAUCCUGCGCAUGGACAAGGCCGAGAUGCUUGAAUCAGCUGUGGUAUUCAUGCGUCAACAGAAGACAAACAAACAGACAGCAGAAGCAGCAGCAACACCAGCAAUGCCAUUGGAGAGCUUCCGCAACGGUUAUAUGAAUGCCGUCAAUGAAGUGUCACGUGUCAUGGCAUCCACACCUGGCAUGAGCGUUGACCUGGGAAAGUCGGUGAUGACUCAUCUGGGACGCGUCUACAAGAACCUGCAGCAGUUCCAUGAGGCACAAACAAUGCCUGAGACAGAGCCAACAACUGAAUUGAGCAUCAACUGCAACUCGGCGCCGCUCAGUCCUGCCUCGUCUGGUUAUCACAGCGAUUGCGAGAGUCCAGCACCAUCGCCAAUGCCUGUGGAAGAGAAACUGUGGCGCCCCUGGUAAAUCAACCAUGCCAAGGGCAGCGACCUACAAUAAGGCAACAUGCAACGCAACUGUGAUAACCAACUGUGAUGGCAACAAAACAAUUAGCAAAAACAAAAACAAAA
Molecule: messenger RNA, 722 nt
Organism: Drosophila nasuta
Lineage: Eukaryota; Metazoa; Arthropoda; Insecta; Diptera; Drosophilidae
Gene: E(spl)m8-HLH
Product: Enhancer of split m8, helix-loop-helix
Exons: 1
Coding region: 73-618 (181 amino acids)
Biological process (GO): regulation of DNA-templated transcription
Molecular function (GO): protein dimerization activity; DNA binding
Source: RefSeq, a predicted model, not a curated record